GGGGCCACCAUUUUUGGUUUUAAUGAUGGAUGCAUGCACUUCUUCCUGAAUUCCCCCCCCCCCUCCCCCUUAAUUUCUUUGCUCAAGUCCACUGCUCCCAACCUCUCUCCCACGCGAUCACCUUCACCAAAUUCCAAAAGGCCGAACACACCUUGUUUAACAUAUAUGCCGAGUAUACUAACCAAGUCUCAAAGAAAUUGUAACAUGUUGGAUAACACUACUGUUCCAGUGUUUCGAUCUUCUUCCUAUGAUCAUCUCAAUGGGGUCACUCAGAAAAGAAAAAGAAGGCCUGCUGGUACCCCAGAUUCGGAUGUAGAGGUGGUUGCUUUAUCACCAAAAACGCUGUUGGAAUCAGACAGGUAUGUGUGUGACAUCUGCAACCAAGGGUUGCAAAGAGACCAGAACCUUCAAAUGCACAGGAGAAGGCACAAGGUUCCAUUGAAGCUGCUAAAAAGGGAAGAAACACGAGAGGUGAAGAAGAGGGUUUACGUUUGCCCAGAGUCGAGCUGCUUGCACCAUGAGCCUUGCCAUGCCUUGGGAGAUCUGGUUGGCAUCAAGAAACAUUUCAGGAGGAAGCACAGCAAUCAGAAGAGACGGGUUUGCCAAAAAUGUGCCAAGGGGUGGAGAGUUUCAUUGAACACGAAGAUGCUUGCAUCGGUCGCGCACUAGGUGUUCAACCCGAAUUGCAGGCGCUGCACUGGAGCUGCCAAGUGCAUUAUCUGACGAUGGAGGGAAAGCUUA
Molecule: messenger RNA, 741 nt
Organism: Hibiscus syriacus
Lineage: Eukaryota; Viridiplantae; Streptophyta; Magnoliopsida; Malvales; Malvaceae
Product: zinc finger protein SHOOT GRAVITROPISM 5-like
Exons: 1
Coding region: 34-669 (211 amino acids)
Cellular component (GO): nucleus
Molecular function (GO): DNA-binding transcription factor activity
Source: RefSeq, a predicted model, not a curated record